AUGUCGAAGAAAGAGAAGCUGACGGAUGAAGAGCUUUUCGCUCAAUUCGAGGGGUUGGAGGGCGAUGGCACCGCAGUCCAAGCCCCCAAACCAGCAACAGACGGCCAGCAAACAGAUGCAGAUCUCCUCGAAGAACUAGGCAUACCAGAGAGACCAAAGCCCAGCAGUCGCCCACAUACGCCUCGGCCACAGAGUACAUCAACAGCAUCGGGAACGAGGUCGUCUCCUAAGCUUACUCGAGCAGCUACACCUAGCUCUACCGAUGGCGCGCGGUCCAGUGAGGAGAAAGCACGUCUACGCAAGUCGGGAGACAGUACCCGAUCUUUCCAUAACAGCUUUACCCCGGCGAGCAGUGGAGAAGGGGAGAGUGAACCCGAGAAGUCUGCCUCUUUUGUGCCAGAAGCAGUGCAGGCGCAGAGCUCGGGUGGAGGAUGGUGGGGAAGCGUGUUCUCUACGGCGAGCGCUGCUGUGAAGCAGGCUGAAGCGUUGGCAAAGGAAAUCAGGCAGAACGAGGAGGCUCAGCGGUGGGCAGAGCAGGUCAAGGGCAAUGUGGGUGCUUUACGCGGUCUAGGCGGCGAACUUCGCUCUCGCGCCCUUCCAACUUUCUCAAACAUCUUGCACACCCUCGCUCCACCUAUCUCCUCGCAUGAGCGUCUACAAAUCCACAUCACCCACGACAUCGUCGGCUAUCCUUCACUCGAUCCCCUAAUUUAUUCUACCUUCUCCCGCGUCAUGGCACAAGUCGAGGGCGGCGAUCUCAUGGUCAUCCAGCGGGGGCAAGAAUCCACUCAGAGGCGCGGCGAGGAUGCGGGUUUCACAGGCUCAAGCAGCAGUGGCUGGAGCGAUGGGCCCUGGUGGAGGCAAGCGACCGAAGCUAGAAACUUGGGAGCCGUCAAGGGACUUGUAGAGGGAACCAAGCUCUCGAAAGUCAGCGCCGAGUCUUACGCAACUGACUACUUUGCGCCACGCGGUGGGUUGGAGGAAGCGGCCAAGCAGGCUACGGAGGUCCUGAGUGAAAGCAACCCAGUCCGCAGCAGCGACAUUUUCCUUGCCAUCCAAGCCAUCAGCCAGACCUCGCCCGAAGACUUCUUAGGCGGUCCAAAGUCUCAGCCAAAGGGUGAGGAAGGUGCUGUCGAGCCAGAAGAGGAUGACGAGCUAAUCUCCUUUGCUAUCUACCUCCACGAUCCUAUCCACGGCAUCACAUUCAACACCGUCACACAAACGCUGCCACAGAAAUGGACCGAGUGGCUUGACGCGUCCGCAACUUCCGAAUCAGCCGAGUCAGGCUUACCCGACGAGAUUGCGGAGAUUGUGAAUUCAGGUGGCGUAGAUCCGAGAGAGUGGGUUGCGGAGUGGGUUGAAGAAGUGCUUUCCCUGGGCGUGGGCGUUGUUGCGCAGAGGUACGUCGCUAGGAGGAUGGGUGUAGGUCUAGGUGGUAUCGGAAAGGGAAAGGCGAGACAGGAGGCGUUGGAGUCGGGUGGUGGAGAGGCGGCGAGGGCCGUUUGA
Messenger RNA from Letharia columbiana, 1506 nucleotides. RefSeq lists its product as uncharacterized. The record is from RefSeq and is a predicted model, not a curated record. Bases 1 to 1506 code for a protein of 501 amino acids. NCBI's taxonomy places the organism in Eukaryota, Fungi, Ascomycota, Lecanoromycetes, Lecanorales, Parmeliaceae. The transcript has 2 exons.